AUGGGGCAGCAGUUCAGCUGGGAGGAGGCGGAGGCGGCCGGCGAGAUGGACGUGGCCGAGCUCCAGGAGUGGUACAAGAAGUUCGUGGUGGAGUGCCCCAGUGGCUCUCUCUUCAUGCAUGAGUUUAAGCGCUUCUUCAAGGUCACAGGCAACGAGGAGGCCACCCAGUACGUAGAGGGCAUGUUCCGAGCCUUCGACAAGAAUGGGGACAACACCAUCGACUUCUUGGAGUAUGUGGCCGCCCUGAACCUCGUGCUGAGGGGCACCCUGGAACACAAGCUGAAGUGGACCUUCAAGAUCUAUGACAAGGACCGCAACGGCUGCAUCGACCGCCUGGAGCUGCUCGACAUUGUGGAGGCGAUCUACAAACUGAAGAAAGCCUGCAGGGUGGAGGAGGAGGCCGAGCAGCAAGGACAGCUGCUCACACCCGAGGAAGUGGUGGACAGGAUCUUCCUUCUGGUGGAUGAGAACGGAGAUGGGGAACUCUCCCUGGAGGAGUUCAUCGAGGGCGUCCAGAGGGACCAGAUGCUCCUGGACACGCUGACACGGAGCCUGGACCUCACCCGCAUCGUGCGCAGGCUCCAGAACGGCGAGCACGAAGAGGAGGGGGAAGGGGCCGGCGGCGGGGAGACUGAGGCGGCAGGCUGA
Puma concolor (puma) is the source of this 648-nucleotide messenger RNA. It is a transcript of the gene GUCA1B, whose product is annotated as guanylate cyclase activator 1B. Gene Ontology annotation, molecular function: calcium sensitive guanylate cyclase activator activity; calcium ion binding. The record is from RefSeq and is a predicted model, not a curated record. Lineage: Eukaryota; Metazoa; Chordata; Mammalia; Carnivora; Felidae. Gene Ontology annotation, cellular component: photoreceptor inner segment; cone photoreceptor outer segment. Gene Ontology annotation, biological process: visual perception.